Daktulosphaira vitifoliae (grape phylloxera) is the source of this 2051-nucleotide messenger RNA. RefSeq names its product E3 ubiquitin-protein ligase TRIM23-like. Bases 183 to 1907 code for a protein of 574 amino acids. Gene Ontology annotation, biological process: vesicle-mediated transport; intracellular protein transport. Lineage: Eukaryota; Metazoa; Arthropoda; Insecta; Hemiptera; Phylloxeridae. Gene Ontology annotation, molecular function: zinc ion binding; GTP binding; GTPase activity. The transcript has 8 exons. Gene Ontology annotation, cellular component: plasma membrane; cytoplasm; lysosomal membrane. The record is from RefSeq and is a predicted model, not a curated record.
AAUAUUUUAUUUUAAUUUUAAUAGUUUCAACUUAAAUGUUUAAUGAGACUUAACAGCAGAUAUUUCACUAAAAAUAAAUUGACAAUUACGCAUUUAUAAUUAUAAUCCAUCUUCUUAUUUAUAUUAAUUAUAUUUGGACAUCUAUGUUUCAAUCAAGUACAGUGUCUUAGCAAUAAAGCAUUAUGAGUGGAAGUAAUUUUGAUUAUAAUUCAAUGACAUUUGUUAGAGCUACACCUUCUACUGACAAAAUAGAUUUACUAGAAUGUAGAGUAUGUGAAGAUAUAUUUAGCCUCCAAGGAGAGAAAGUUCCAAGACUUUUAUAUUGUGGUCACACAAUAUGUCAUUCAUGUUUGAUACGUUUGUAUCAACGGUGUUCAUCAGUACAAUGCCCCUUUGAUAGACAAACAACACCAGUUGGAUCAUCUGGUGUGUGGGGAUUAAAAAAAAAUUUUGCAUUAUUAGAAUUAUUAGAACGUUUACAAAAAAAUAACAAAACAGAAAUUAACAUCAAUACCUACAUGAAUGCUGAAACAAUGGAAAAAGAAGAACAAUUGCAUGUACUUUGUGAUGAAAAUGACAAUCAUACAGCUGUCCUUUAUUGUACAGUAUGUUGUACAAAUUUGUGUUUUUACUGCUCUGAACAAACACACAGUACACGGACUCUAGCUAAACAUCGAAGAGUUCCUUUAUCAGAAAAACCACAAGAACGACCUCGUUGUCCAUUACAUCCAUCUCAUGUUGCUGAGUUUACAUGUUUACAAGACACUUGUCAUCAACCAUCUCCUCCACUUAUGUGUUUUGUAUGUAAAGAUUAUGGUGUGCAUAAAAAUCAUAAGCACGCAUUAGUUGAAGCAGAAGCAGAAAAUAUACGUACUAUGGUGAAAAAUGCUGGACCCUUAAUGAGAAAUUUAAUGGAAGAAAUUAAUGAAACUAUUCAGAGAUUGGAUCAAGCUAUGUUACGCUUAGAAGGUGGAGAAUCAUCUAAUCUUGUUGAAAAUGAAAUAAAUAACACUGGUACAGGCUGUAUGGCACGAGCCCGAGUACAACUUUAUUUCCAACAUUUACGAGAAACUUUACAAGUUCAAGAAGCUGCUGCAUUAAGCGCUGUUGAUACACACAUUCGAGAAAGAUUGGCUUCAUUGCGAUGUUUGCAAGAAGAUUUAGCAUCAUCAUUAUCACAAGUAGCAGUAAUAUGUGUGCAAUGUGAACAAGCAGUGAGACAAGAUGAUACUCGUGUUCUAUCUGCUAGUGUUGAUAUAAACCAUGCUUUGAAUGUUAUUGAAAAACAUAAACAAAUGUUUACCGAACUUGGACAAGAACAAAUACAACCAGAUUCUAGUAUACCAAUAACUUUUACUAAAGACAAUAGAGUACACAUUGGGCCAAAAAUGGAAAUACGUGUUGUUACUCUAGGCUUAGAUGGAGCAGGCAAAACUAGCGUUUUAUUUAAAUUGAAACAAAAUGAAUUUAUGACUAUGAUUCCUACACUUGGAUUUAAUGUAGAAACAGUUGACUAUAAAAAUAUGAAAUUUACAAUAUGGGAUGUUGGUGGACAACCUAAAUUAAGGCCAUUAUGGAAACAUUACUAUCUUAAUACACAAGCAGUUGUAUUUGUGAUAGAUUCAAGUGAUCAACCAAGAUUAUUAGAAUCUUCCAAUGAAUUGGCAAAACUUAUGACAGAAAAAGAACUAAAAGAUGCAGCUUUAUUAAUUUUAGCUAACAAACAAGAUAUCCCUGGUUGUGUAACUGUUGAAACAAUAACAGAAUUAUUUGGUUUGUAUAAGUUAUGUUGCGGAAGAAGUUGGCAUAUACAAUCUUGUGAUGCUCAAAGUGGAAAUGGCCUUCAUGAUGGACUUGAUUGGCUUGCUAGGCAGUUAGUUGCAUCUGGAGUCCAUGAUCUCAAUUAAUUAUAAUAGUUAAGAAUUUAAAAGUGACUAUGUAUAAAAAAUUCUACUAGAAAUUUUUUACCAUGUAAUAUAUAUAUUUAUUAAUUAUAUUAUUUUUUCUUGCAAAUGGCCUAAAUUAAAAAUGUUUAGGUUUGUUCUUGUUGA